GCUUCCUAGCGAGGGAGGGGGAGACGGAAAUGGAGGGCCUCCGCGCGCAUGCCUUCGCUCCUGACACCGAGCCCGCUGGAGAGCGCGUUGGGCGGAGCCGGGGGGUGGCGGUCGCCGGGGAGGUCGAGGCCCUGGGUCCGACCCCGAGCUGGAGCGGGGUCCCGGAGGCCCGCUAACCCGCCGGUGUUUGUGUGUAUGUGCCCUCGCAGGGAGACAUGGAGAACUGUUUGGCGGCCGCGGCGCUGAACGGGGUGGACCGACGUUCCCUGCAACGCUCGGCUAGGCUGGGUCAAGAAGUGCUGGAGCGGGCCAAAAGGAGGGCGGUGGACUGGCAUUCGGUGGAGCUUCCCAAAGGCAGCGUGGGGGUCAUUUCCCGGGAGCGGCCCUACAGAGAAAGAGGGCCGGUAGCCGGCCCCCAUCGCCUUGUCCCAGGAGAGAGAGAAGAAAGACACCCAACCCUCAGUGCUUCCUUCAGAACAAUGGCUGAAUUCAUGGACUAUACUUCAAGUCAGUGUGGGAAAUAUUAUUCAUCUGUGCCAGAGGAAGGAGGGGCAACCCACGUGUAUCGUUAUCACAGAGGGAAGUCGAAGCUGCACUUGUGCUCGGACACUGGGAAUGGUCAGGCUGAGAACAUCUCUAAGGACCUCUACAUAGAAGUAUAUCCAGGGACCUAUUCCAUCACUGUGGGUGUAAAUGACUUGACCAAGAAGACUCACGUGGUAGCAGUUGAUUCAGGACAAAGUGUGGACUUGGUCUUCCCCAUAUGACGUUGACCAUCGCAGACAUCACCUUUUUCUUGUUUGUUUUUUAAGUAUUAAGAAGAAUAAAGCUACCAUGUGUCCUCUUAAAAUUUA
This is a messenger RNA of Mesoplodon densirostris (Blainville's beaked whale), 854 nucleotides long. Its product is annotated as A-kinase-interacting protein 1-like. NCBI's taxonomy places the organism in Eukaryota, Metazoa, Chordata, Mammalia, Artiodactyla, Ziphiidae. Gene Ontology annotation, cellular component: nucleoplasm. The record is from RefSeq and is a predicted model, not a curated record. The coding region runs from base 216 to 767 and encodes 183 amino acids. The transcript has 4 exons. Gene Ontology annotation, biological process: regulation of non-canonical NF-kappaB signal transduction.